Nicotiana tabacum (common tobacco) is the source of this 2838-nucleotide messenger RNA. Lineage: Eukaryota; Viridiplantae; Streptophyta; Magnoliopsida; Solanales; Solanaceae. The record is from RefSeq and is a predicted model, not a curated record.
UAAAUUGACAUCACAGAAAACAUAUAUAGCAACAUAAAUGAAUUGUUAGAACUUAUAGUAACAAUUUAUCAAAGCAUAGUAUUGGGUGGUUCAAGCUUGUUUGCAUCAAUAAAUUUGCAUUAAUGAAGGCAUUGAGAAUUAAGCGAAGCAGAUGCAGCUAUCAAUUUCUUCACCUCUUUAUUCAAACCGUGUGUUUUUAUGUUAAGCAAAUGGACAUAAAUAUAGAAGAAGCAAAAAAGGGUUGAAACUUUGAUCUAAAAUCCUACAAAAGUUCAAGGGCGGGACCUGGAUUUGGGGUUUUGCACUGCUCAAGAAGAUCAGUUUAGAGCAAAAAAUAGAAAGAAAAUGGCAGGAGGAGGAGCAGCUCCAGCAGCAAAGGCAAGUGAACCAGUGCCACAUCCACCAAAGGAUCAACUUCCCAAUGUUUCUUACUGCAUUACUAGCCCUCCCCCUUGGCUAGGCUGGCAACUAGAUUAAUGGCUAGAGAGUUGACCGUAUAAAUUAUUAUUUUGGUGGCCGACAUAAUAUUCUCUGUAUUGGCUGAGGCUAUUCUUCUUGGAUUUCAACAUUAUCUUGUUAUGCUUGGUACCACCGUCAUCAUUCCUACAGCUCUGGUUCCCCAAAUGGGAGGUGGAAAUGAGGAAAAAGCCCAAGUUAUUCAGACAUUGCUAUUUGUUGCUGGGCUAAACACCUUGUUGCAAUCUAUCUUUGGGACCAGACUGCCUGCUGUGGUUGGAGGGUCUUAUACCUUUGUUGCACCUACAAUCUCGAUUAUCCUUUCUGGCCGAUGGAGUGAUGAAGACCCCAUAUCGAGGUUCAAGAAGAUAAUGCGGGCCACCCAAGGUGCACUUAUUGUUGCUUCGACCCUUCAGAUUGUCCUUGGCUUCAGUGGUCUCUGGCGCAAUGUUACAAGGUUAUUGAGCCCUCUUUCAGCUGUUCCUUUGGUUUCUCUUGUUGGCUUUGGGCUUUAUGAGUUUGGUUUUCCUGGGGUUGCCAAAUGUGUUGAAGUUGGGUUGCCAGAGCUAGUCCUUUUAGUUAUUUUCUCUCAGUAUUUGGCCCAUUUGAUACGCCCAGGGAAGAAUAUCUUUGAUCGUUUUGCUGUUAUUUUCACGGUGGCCAUCGUGUGGAUUUAUGCACACCUACUCACUGUUGGUGGGGCUUACAAUGGAAAGCCACCAAAGACACAAGCAAGCUGCAGAACUGAUCGUGCUGGACUCAUUAAUGGUGCUCCAUGGAUUAGUAUUCCUUACCCCUUCCAAUGGGGACCUCCGUCAUUCGAUGCUGGUGAAGCUUUUGCUAUGAUGAUGGCUACUUUUGUUUCUCUUGUAGAGUCCACUGGUGCUUUCGUUGCAGUUGCAAGAUAUGCAAGUGCCACUCCCUUGCCGCCAUCCAUACUUAGCCGUGGUGUUGGUUGGCAGGGUGUUGGAAUUUUACUAUCAGGACUGUUUGGCACUGGGAAUGGAUCUUCUGUAUCUGUGGAGAAUGCUGGUCUUUUAGCACUGACACGUGUUGGCAGUAGAAGAGUUGUUCAGAUAUCAGCUGGGUUCAUGAUUUUCUUCUCAAUUCUUGGGAAAUUUGGAGCAGUCUUUGCUUCAAUUCCAGCACCCAUUGUAGGUGCUUUAUACUGCCUUUUCUUCGCUUAUGUAGGCGCGGGAGGCUUAGGCUUCCUUCAGUUCUGCAAUCUUAAUAGCUUCCGCACCAAGUUUAUAUUAGGUUUCUCUGUCUUCCUGGGUUUGUCCGUCCCACAGUACUUCAAUGAGUAUACUGCCGUUGCUGGUUAUGGACCUGUUCACACACAUGCAAGAUGGUUCAACGACAUGGUCAAUGUGCCAUUUCAAUCGAAAGCUUUUGUGGCGGGUGUUGUGGCUUAUUUUCUAGACAACACGAUGCACAAAAAGGAUGGCCAGACAAGAAAGGACAGAGGCAAGCACUGGUGGGACAAGUUCAAGUCCUUUAAGACUGACACAAGAAGUGAGGAAUUCUACUCCCUCCCUUUCAAUCUAAACAAGUAUUUCCCAUCUGUGUGAUUGGUAACAGCAUAGAGGCAGAAGAUUUCAUACUUCAUACUUCCACUUGCUUUCUUCCUGACCCUUGAAAUCUGAAAGAAACAAGUAUUUUCUUUCAUAUGUACCCUCUUAGAAGUAUAGAUAGUCCAACCAUUUUGAAGAAGAUUAGGACUACAGUUAUUAGUUAAGUUUUCUCAUUGUUGUAAAUUCAUGGUUAUAUGGAUUUAACUGGCGCAAUGAAGCAAGUUUGCUUCUUUCAAACUCUUGUCCUGAUGUGUGCAGCAAAAACUCCAGUAUGAUAGGAGAAAGGAAUCUUUUGAAUACAAGGGGAAAGGAAUUUGUUACAGUAGCUGGCUAGAAUUCUUUUUUCAUAAUAUAUAUAGAGAACAGUCAAAAGUGACAAGUACAAACAACAGAACACUUGAUGAAUAUUUUGACAAAGGAAGAUUGUAUAGGACAUACAAUCAUUUAUGUAACCAAUUAAAUGAUGGUGCUGGUACACUGGUACUGAAGAGGAGAAAAGGAAAUUGGACCACUAUGAAUCGUCCUUCGUUGGAUUUGAAGACAGGAAAAGCAUACACAGAAUUGGACAGGCACUUCGAUAAUUUUUUGUUGUCCUUUUCUUGGGUUGGAAGAGGAACCAAAUUUUGACAACCAACCAGUGUCAGAUAUUCAUGUUGAUUAGGGCAAUAUAAUACACUUAUACUAUAAGAGUUUUUACACUCUUACUAAACUCUACUUAUGACAUGCAAAUUACAUAUAGUUAUUUUCUAGGUGAUUUGAUAAUGUAAAUAAAUUUGAUACCGAGAUGUAUAAGUUUUUUUUUUCUUCA